AUGACUAUCAUCAUUGAAGACUACCAGUUACCCGACGAAACCCACAACCUCUACGAUGUCAACUUCUGCAACGAUAGGAUCCACACACUGGUCACACACAGUCCCUCCUACGUCGACAUGUGGAUUUACGAAACUGAAUCGAUCCACCACCGUCGUCUCCACCGUCUCAUUGUCGGCCUCGACGUCGAGUGGCGUCCCAACUUCAAUCGCUACGUCGAAAACCCAGUCGCCACUCUCCAACUCUGCGUGGGUCGUCGCUGUCUCAUCUUUCAACUGAUCCAUUGCUCUGAAAUUCCUCAGUCUCUUGUGGAUUUUCUUGGAAAUUCCAACUAUACUUUUGUGGGUGUUGGGAUUGAGAGCGAUGUUGAGAAGUUGAUGGGGGAUUAUGGUUUGGGGGUGCUCUUUACUGUUGAUGUGCGUGGCUUGGCGGCCAAUGAUUAUGAUAUGAUAGAGCUUCGCAAUGCUGGGUUGAAAGAUUUGGNACAAUUUUUUUCUAUUUCUUUUUAUUCCCAGUUGAGUCAACGGUUAAAUCAAUUAACCAUCAACCCUUCACAAUUUGACGACAUAACAUUGAUUCAGACCCCAUCCAAACAAGGGCCCACUGGCCCACACCAGGACGCUGCGCGUGACUGUGGUCUCCAACAAUUCCCAUCAGUACAACAAUCCCCUUUUACUGUUGCCUCUGUUCCCUUGACUUCCGGUAUUCUUUCACCUUUCAAACCUCUCUUUCCUUUCCUCCUUCUCUCCGCUCAGAACCCCUCUUCUCUCUCAUACUCUCUCUCUUUCUAA
This is a messenger RNA of Ilex paraguariensis (yerba mate), 789 nucleotides long. Lineage: Eukaryota; Viridiplantae; Streptophyta; Magnoliopsida; Aquifoliales; Aquifoliaceae. The record is from the annotation of a GenBank genome assembly.